AUGACUCUGGAGGCUAUCCGCUACUCGCGGGGCUCGCUGCAGAUCCUCGACCAGCUGUUGUUGCCCCAGCAAAGCCGCUAUGAGGCGGUGAGCUCGGUGCGCCAGGCCUGGGAGGCGAUCCGCGCCAUGAAGGUGCGCGGCGCCCCAGCCAUCGCCCUUGUAGGCUGCCUCAGCCUAGCCGUGGAGCUACAGGCGGGCUCUGGGGGACCCGGGCUUGCUGCACUCGUGGCCUUCGUACGUGACUCCUUGAGCUUCCUCGUCACCGCCCGGCCCACCGCUGUGAACAUGGCCCGCGCCGCCCGUGACCUGGCCGACGCUGCGGCCCUGCAGGCCGAGCAAGAGGGAGCCACCGAGGAGUUGGUCCGGGAGAGGAUGAUCUGCUAUGCUGAGGACAUGCUAGAGAAAGACCUCAGGGACAAUCGGAGCAUUGGGGACCUGGGAGCCCAACACCUUCUGCAACGGGCAGCCCCUGAGGGCGGCAAGGUGACUGUGCUGACUCAUUGUAACACGGGCGCCCUGGCUACUGCUGGCUAUGGCACAGCCCUGGGGGUGAUCCGAUCGCUGCACCACCUUGGCCGUCUGGAGCGCGCCUUCUGCACAGAGACCCGGCCCUACAACCAGGGAGCCCGGCUGACAGCCUUCGAGCUGGUGUACGAGCAGAUCCCCGCCACCCUCAUCACCGACAGCAUGGCCGCUGCUGCCAUGGCUCACAGGGGCGUGUCAGCUGUCGUCGUGGGAGCUGAUCGCGUGGUUGCCAAUGGUGACACAGCCAACAAGGUGGGCACCUACCAGCUAGCCAUUGCUGCCAGGUACCACGGCAUCCCCUUCUACGUGGCCGCUCCCAGCUCCUCCUGUGACUUCCGCCUGAAGACAGGCCAGGAGAUUGUCAUCGAGGAGCGACCGGGCCAGGAGCUGACCGACAUCAAUGGGGUCAGGAUAGCAGCGCCUGGGAUUGGGGUUUGGAAUCCUGCCUUUGAUGUAACCCCACACGAACUUAUCACCGGCGGCAUCAUCACCGAAUUGGGGGUCUUCGCACCCAAAGAGCUUCAGGCAGCUCUAUGCACCACCAUCUCCUGA
Molecule: messenger RNA, 1077 nt
Organism: Chrysochloris asiatica (Cape golden mole)
Lineage: Eukaryota; Metazoa; Chordata; Mammalia; Afrosoricida; Chrysochloridae
Gene: MRI1
Product: methylthioribose-1-phosphate isomerase 1
Exons: 6
Coding region: 1-1077 (358 amino acids)
Molecular function (GO): S-methyl-5-thioribose-1-phosphate isomerase activity
Source: RefSeq, a predicted model, not a curated record